AAAUUCCCGGCCCUUUCUAAGCAAGCCACUUCGCCUACAGCCUGGAUCCUGUUGUUCUGUCAAGCCUAGCAGACCCGUCUUUUAACAGCCUUGAUAUUCAGAAUGCCUAAACAACUCGAAAAUGACAAGUACACUGACAUGUUUGUAUAGUAAAAUGUUCAUCGGCGGUCUCAACUGGGAAACCACCGAUCAAUCACUGCGGGAUUACUUCUCACAGUUCGGUGAAGUCGUUGAAUGCACAGUCAUGAGAGACAGCAGCACCGGCCGGUCGCGAGGAUUUGGUUUCCUGACGUUUAAGGACGCCAAGACAGUCAACAUCGUCAUGGUCAAGGAGCAUUUCCUUGAUGGGAAGAUCAUCGACCCCAAACGCGCCAUUCCCCGAGACGAACAAGAGAAGACCAGUAAGAUCUUCGUCGGAGGUGUCAGCCAGGAAACCACCGAUCAGGAAUUCAAGGAAUACUUUGCACAAUUCGGCCGCGUUGUGGACGCGACUCUCAUGAUGGACAAAGAUACCGGCCGGCCACGAGGAUUUGGGUUCGUUACGUUUGAAAACGAAGCAGGCGUCGAUGCUUGUAUCAACGUGCCAUUAGAAAUCCACGGAAAACCUAUCGAGGUCAAGAAGGCCCAGCCUCGAGGCAACCUUCGAGAAGAAGAAGAGGCUUCACGACGCGGCAAGUUCAGAAAGGACGGCGACCAGUCAAGUCAGGGCUCCAUGGGCCAACAGAUGGGCAACAACGGCAUGACACCCCAAGUCAUGGCCCAAUAUUUUCAACGCAUGCAACAGUACUUCGCUAUGAUGCAGUCACAAAUGGCCAUGAGCCGAGGAAUGCCCAUGAACCCAGCCAUGUGGCAGAACAUGAUGCAGAUGCAACAAAUGCAACAACAGAUGAUGGGUCGAGGAGGCGGUGGUGCCAAUGCUCAGAACAUGAUGCAGAACAUGAACCCACAGAUGAUGCAGCAGAUGCAACAAAUGCAGCAGCAGAUGAUGCAACAGCAGGGCCAGCAAGGUGGUCAAGAUGCUGCUUCCGGUAGUGCUAGUCCCACUGCCUCUGCCAGCGGCGGCGGUGGUCGAGGAUAUGAUAACAACAACUACAACCAAUACCAACAAACUCAAGGGGGUCGUCGUGGAGGUCGUGGAGGCUACGGUGGUCAUGGAGGUCAUGGAGGUUAUGGUAUGGGUGGCGGAGGCGGAGCCCCUACUUCGUGGGAGGGCAUGUAUGACGAUGUCCCUCAGCCAAAUUCCAACCAAGGCUCAGGUGGCUUCAACCGUGCUGGCAGUGCCAGUGGGAACUCUGACCCCCAACAUGCACCACCCGCCAACGCGCCAACGGGGCCCAAAAAUGCUGGUAAACCUGGAGCUAAUUAUCGUGGUGGAGGACGAGGUGGAAACCGCGGCUUUCACCCUUACUCACGAUAAAGACAUCACACCAGAUUUUACCCUUAGCACGGAAGGUUUGGAAGACUU
Fusarium redolens is the source of this 1465-nucleotide messenger RNA. RefSeq lists its product as uncharacterized. Gene Ontology annotation, molecular function: RNA binding. The transcript is spliced from 3 exons. NCBI's taxonomy places the organism in Eukaryota, Fungi, Ascomycota, Sordariomycetes, Hypocreales, Nectriaceae. The record is from RefSeq and is a predicted model, not a curated record. The coding region runs from base 122 to 1417 and encodes 431 amino acids.